This is a messenger RNA of Chenopodium quinoa (quinoa), 2074 nucleotides long. RefSeq lists its product as uncharacterized. Gene Ontology annotation, molecular function: methyltransferase activity. The record is from RefSeq and is a predicted model, not a curated record. Gene Ontology annotation, biological process: RNA methylation. The transcript has 9 exons. Lineage: Eukaryota; Viridiplantae; Streptophyta; Magnoliopsida; Caryophyllales; Amaranthaceae. The coding region runs from base 146 to 1318 and encodes 390 amino acids.
AAUAAAUAAAUUUGGUCAAAGAGUUUCUCCCCGUAUAAAACCCUAACCUUGAUAUUGCGUAAUUCUGGAAAAUUACUGGUUCAAUCUUCCCGCUAAAAAUGUUGUGAAACCCUAGUUUUCUUACCAUCUCUCUUCAAUUCAAACGAUGAAUACAGCUCCGAAUUCACCACUUCCAGAUGCAUUCAUCAAAUUCCUCAAUGAUAAUGGAUUAGACCCUUCAAUUUACACUUCCACCGAUUCUUUCCCUCGUUACAUUAGGUUGAAGCCGGGUCACGAGGCGAAAAUCGGAGAGAUUGAAGCUGAGCUUCAGUGCAAAUUGAAUGUAGUGGGGUGGUUGCCAAGCUUUUAUUCUCUCCCACCUGAUGUUCAGAUUGCCAAUUCAAAGGCUUACCAAGAAGGCAAGGUUUAUGGAAUCGAUGCUGCUUCAGGGGCUGCUGUCCAGGCUUUGAACAUAGCUCCUGGAGACCAUGUUCUUGAUCUUUGUGCUGCUCCAGGUGCAAAACUUUGUAUGAUAUUAGAUAUUCUUGGUGAUUCUGGUUCUGCUACUGGUGUUGAUGUUGCUAGACAUCGUCUGGCAGCUUGCAGAACUAUGGUGCAGAAAUAUGCUCUGGGUGAUCGUUGUCGGCUCUUAGUUGCUGAUGGCACAUCAUUCUCUUUGAUUCCCUUCCGAGAUUCUGCUGCUUCUAAAUUAUCUAAUGGUUCUACUUUGGAAAAGAAAAUAGAUGUAUUUAAGGAGUGGACUUCUAAGCGGCCAUGGAAGGAAAGGAAACGUGCAGCAAAAGCAAGGGAAGUUAGCCCAUUACAGAUCUUAGAACCAGAACUUAUAUUCUAUGGGAAGCAUUCAGGAGUCAUUGGCUGUACAAGAGAUGAAUUAUACCAGACUGUAAAUGAUGAAGAGCUUUAUGCUUGCGGUUAUGACAAGGUCCUAGUAGAUGCUGAAUGCACUCAUGAUGGAUCAAUUAGGCAUGUUCAGAAAUUUGAAAAUUGGGGCUGGCAAACACUUCAACGCCGUGUGCUGGAUGCAGAGAGAACCGAUGACCUUACAAAUCUCCAAUUUCGACUUCUGAGUAAUGGUUUUCGAUUGCUGAAAGCUGGGGGCUCACUUAUCUACAGCACUUGCAGCUUGACAGUUGCCCAAAAUGAAGAAGUGAUUGAGAGGUUCCUGUUGGAUAAUUCAUCAGCUGAGCUGCAAGAAAUAGUUGAUUUUAACACUUGGCCAUGCAAGAUUGGUCGGAUACCUAAGACGUUGAGAUUUGAUCCUGUAACAUCCCAAACUAGCGGGUUAUUUGUUGCCAAAUUCACUAAGUUGCCCUUGUGACUGGUGGUUCCUGAAGGUAAAUCCUGAGGGUUAAGACAGUCAUAGACAUGUGAUUGACGUCAUCAAAAGAAUGUGGAAAAUCCCCUGGGAAAUGGGAGAUAUUAACAGUGAUGCUGUAAUAUAUCUCCUACUUUUACAGUCGGAAUCAAUCAUUGUUCCAGAAUAAGUUAACCUGGUCACAGAUUUCAUGAGCAAGGAUCACAUUGCGGUUUCUCUCGCUUGAAAGGAAGAGUUGUGUGUUGGCUCUCCUCUAGGAUGUAAUCUCAGAUAUUAGUCCUUACCUCAUCUGAGUCAUACCCCUCCAAAUCAAAAGAAAGCGCCCGAUGAAUCAGUCUGUAUACCAGAUGUCAGUUUGCUCAUGGGCCUUCUUGAGAUCGGUGAUUUAUGUAUUUGGCACCGUCAACAACUUUGAUCAAAUGUGUGGGUAUAGCUGCUAGCUAGUACAGCUUGGUCAGAACGAUGCAGGGGAUAUUGAAAUGCUGAUGAAGUUACCAGGCAUCAAGCUUAGCUUUGCUGUGCUUUAGAUGUUUUGGAUGGAUAGUUGGAUACAACCGUCUGUAUGUUCAUACAAAAUAUUUUCUUGCAUUUUCCUCCAUCAAGAUAUUACAUGUAUGAGAAACAAGAAACAUGUAAUAUCUUCGCAUUGAAGGUAUACUCUCAAGUAAUAAAUUGUGGGCUGAGAGGCCACUCAUCGAGAAAUGUACGUAUUGGUUUGUGUUUUGUUGGUGCUAGAUACUGGUUUUGAAUUUUGAUUGA